Molecule: messenger RNA, 404 nt
Organism: Saprolegnia parasitica CBS 223.65
Lineage: Eukaryota; Oomycota; Saprolegniomycetes; Saprolegniales; Saprolegniaceae
Exons: 1
Coding region: 1-348 (115 amino acids)
Source: RefSeq, a predicted model, not a curated record
AUGCCGCCCGCGCCCGCUUUUCUUGUCGUCGCUGCCGUCUCUCUUAUCGUGCUUGCUUACGCCUACUAUCGGCAAAAGAAGGAAUCUCAUGCCCAGCACGAGCCAGAAGCAGCGUACAAGCCGCCACCACCUGCGGCACCAGCACGGCAGAACUCGAACGCUGCUCGCAUGCAACCAACUGCGCUCACAAAUGUCAAGGAGAUCCUCGACGCCCUCAUGCAGCGCGUGGGCAAUGACGCACUGCCCAGCGAUGCGCUCGAGUGUCGCAACCUGUUUGCCGGCGUCAAAGUCGGUGGGGCUGCCGCGGCAUCCGCGCAUGUCCAGCUUGCCCGCGUCGAGUAUGACUGAGCGCUUGGAGGCGUGGUUGACUGGACAAAGACAGCACAAGACCACGCGACGACUCU